Linum trigynum is the source of this 1275-nucleotide messenger RNA. The record is from the annotation of a GenBank genome assembly. NCBI's taxonomy places the organism in Eukaryota, Viridiplantae, Streptophyta, Magnoliopsida, Malpighiales, Linaceae.
AUGAAAUCUCUCAUAGUUCUCAGAGUCUUGGCAUCGCUCGCUGGGCGACCUUCCAAUACCUUGCCGCAAAACCCAACUCGCCUCGCCCGCUGUUUCACAGCUCACCCGCAACACCAAGACAGUAGUGACAACGACGCCUUCGAUAGCAGCCACUACGCGAUUCCCGCCAUUGAUUCUGAUGCCUCUGCUACUUCUUCUUCUAAAACCCUCCUAGAACCCACCUGGGAUGUGAAGUACAGAGAGAAAGCCGAUAAAUUUAUAUUUGGGGAAGAAACCCAGAAAAGUAAGCUGAAGACAGCGCUUCACGAGGAGGAGGACGAUUUGAAGAGGAGAGUGCUGGCCAGAGCCUUGCUCGAGGCUGCACUUAAGGGAGAUGACGAAGAGGAGGAAUUGGUGAGGGAAGAAGACCAGAAGUCUCUUUCUGUCGGGAUUAUUGGUGCUCCUAAUGCUGGGAAAUCGUCCUUAACGAAUUACAUGGUGGGAACAAAGGUUUCUGCUGUGUCGCGAAAAACGAAUACCACUAUUCAUGAAGUACUGGGGGUAAUGACGGAAGGAGAUACCCAGAUCUGUUUCUUCGACACUCCUGGUCUCAUGCUAAAUAGUCGUGGGUAUGCUUACAAAGAUGUGAAGACACGGGUGGAAAAUGCUUGGAGCACAAUUGGGCUGUAUGAUGUCCUCAUAGUUAUUUUUGACGUUCACAGGCACCUGACCAGGCCCGAUUCGAGGGUGAUAAGGCUGAUUAAAAAGUUGGGAGAACAGGAAGAUGCAAAGCAGAAAAGGGUAUUAUGCAUGAAUAAGGUUGACCUAGUUGAAAAGAAGAAAGAGUUGGUACAGGUCAUAGAACAAUUCAAAGAUCUACCUGGCUACGACAGGCAGUUCCUGAUAUCCGGGCUAAAGGGUGUUGGAGUAAAAGAUCUUACACAGUAUUUGACGACACAGGCAAUUAAAAGACCCUGGGAUGAAGAUCCUCUUGAGUUGGGUGAAGAAGUGAUGAAGAACGUGUCAUUAGAAGUUGUCCGGGAAAGAUUAUUAGACCAUGUUCAUCAGGAAAUCCCAUAUAGUAUCGAACAUCGGUUGAUGGACUGGAAGGAACUGAGGGAUGGGUCACUCAGGAUAGAGCAGCACUUUAUCACAAACAAAUUAAGCCAGCGGAAGAUUCUCGUUGGCAAGGGUGGUUGCAAAAUAGGGAGAAUAGGUAUAGAAGCUAACGAAGAGCUGAAGUCAAUAUUCAAGAGAGAAGUGCACCUCAUCCUUAAGGUUAGGCUGAAAACUUGA